UUUAUGGAAUUUGAUAAUUUUGAAGAUGAUGAUACAAAUGAUUCAUACACCACUAAUGCAACGAAUGAAUCAGGAUGA
Messenger RNA from Entamoeba nuttalli P19, 78 nucleotides. RefSeq lists its product as hypothetical. The record is from RefSeq and is a predicted model, not a curated record. The annotation marks the transcript as partial. The transcript has a single exon. Lineage: Eukaryota; Evosea; Mastigamoebida; Endamoebidae.